Molecule: messenger RNA, 27543 nt
Organism: Manis javanica (Malayan pangolin)
Lineage: Eukaryota; Metazoa; Chordata; Mammalia; Pholidota; Manidae
Gene: SYNE1
Product: spectrin repeat containing nuclear envelope protein 1
Cellular component (GO): membrane
Molecular function (GO): protein binding
Source: RefSeq, a predicted model, not a curated record
CCAUAGACCCGGCCGGCGGGGACCGCGCACGCUCGCGACCGGUGGCCCGCUGGCUUUGCUACCUGGCACCUGAACGAGUCCGAGACGGCGAAGGCUCUUGAGUUCAUAUUGAGAGAAUAGUCUUACAUCAAAAGAAGAAAAAGUGGUUCCGUCUUUGGGAGUGCCCUCUUCUUGUUCAUCGCUGUGAGUGCCUGGGACUCGCUUCUGACUCAGUGGAUCUACGGAACUUCCAGUAUGUUUCCUGGAGCGGCGUAGUGCUGCUCUGCCUGGCAGAGGAGUCUCUGGUCUCGGCUUCAGGCUGCAGGAGCGACCAUGGCAGCCUCCAGGCCGGCCUCACGGUCCCCUCGCGACAUUGCCAAUGUGAUGCAGAGGCUCCAAGAUGAGCAAGAAAUUGUACAGAAACGUACUUUCACAAAAUGGAUCAACUCUCAUUUGGCCAAGCGGAAACCCCCAAUGGUGGUAGAUGAUCUUUUUGAAGACAUGAAAGAUGGUGUUAAGCUACUUGCUCUUCUGGAGGUCCUGUCCGGGCAGAAGCUGCCUUGUGAACAAGUGCGCCGAAUGAAGCGAGUCCAUGCUGUGGCUAACAUAGGCACGGCUCUCAAGUUCCUUGAAGGAAGGAAGUCCAUGUACAGAGGAUCACCGAUUAAAUUAGUCAACAUCAACUCCACUGAUAUAGCUGAUGGCCGACCCUCAAUAGUUCUGGGAUUAAUGUGGACCAUUAUUCUAUAUUUCCAGAUUGAGGAGCUGACCAGCAACCUUCCACAGCUGCAGUCCUUGUCCAGCAGCACGUCCUCUGUGGAGAGCAUGGUCAGCUCGGAGACCGCCAGCCCCCCCAGUAAGCGGAAAGUGGCCUCCAAGACCCAAGGAAAUGCGAAGAAGGCUUUAUUAAAGUGGGUUCAGCACACAGCAGCCAAGCAGACUGGAAUAGAAGUGAAAGACUUUGGGAGGAGUUGGAGAAGUGGUGUUGCCUUUCAUUCAGUCAUCCAUGCCAUUCGACCAGAACUAGUGGACUUGGAGAAUGUGAAAGGGAGAUCUAACCGAGAAAACCUGGAGGAGGCUUUCACCAUUGCUGAAAUGGAACUGGGAAUCCCAAGACUACUAGAUCCAGAAGAUGUUGAUGUGGAUAAACCAGAUGAGAAGUCUAUUAUGACCUAUGUAGCCCAGUUUCUGAAACAUUAUCCUGACAUCCACACUACGGGCACUGAUGGGCAAGAGAAUGAUGAAAUAAUUCCAGAUUUCCCAUGUUUUGCAAAUUCUUUCCAAAAUUUUAAGAGAGAAGACAGACUAAUUUUGAGGGAAAUGAAAGUUUGGAUAGAACAAUUUGAAAGAGACUUAACAAGGGCACAGAUGACAGAAUCAAAUUUGCAGGACAAAUAUCAGUCAUUUAAGCACUUCAGAGUUCAAUAUGAAAUAAAAAGGAAACAGAUUGAACAUUUAAUACAACCGUUACAUAGAGAUGGUAAAUUAUCACUUGACCAAGCAUUGGUGAAACAAUCCUGGGACAGAGUGUCGUCCAGGCUCUUUGAUUGGCAUAUACAGCUUGAUAAAUCUCUCCCUGCACCUCUGGGCACCAUAGGUGCUUGGUUAUACAGAGCAGAGGUGGCCCUGAGAGAGGAGAUAACCAUUCAGCAGGUCCAUGAGGAAACAGCCAACACAAUACAACAGAAACGUGAGCAACACAAGGAUCUGCUUCAAAACACAGAUGCCCACAAAAGAGCAUUCCAUGAAAUCUACCGGACCAGGUCUGUUAACGGGAUCCCAGUGCCACCUGAUCAAUUAGAGGACAUGGCUGAGAGGUUUCAUUUUGUUUCCUCCACAUCAGAGCUACACUUAAUGAAAAUGGAAUUUCUAGAAUUAAAGUACCGUCUGCUCUCACUGCUGGUUCUUGCAGAGUCAAAGCUGAAGUGUUGGAUCAUCAAGUAUGGGAGGAGAGAGUCAGUGGAGCUGCUGCUUCAAAACUACGUUUCUUUUAUAGAAAACAGCAAAUUCUUUGAACAGUAUGAAGUGACAUACCAGAUCUUGAAACAGACGGCUGAGAUGUAUGUCAAAGCUGAUGGUUCAGUGGAAGAGGCUGAGAAUGUGAUGAAAUUCAUGAAUGAAACCACCGCACAAUGGAGGAACCUCUCAGUAGAAGUUAGGAGUGUGAGGAGCAUGCUGGAAGAAGUAAUUGCUAACUGGGACCGAUACGGCAAUACUGUGGCCAGUCUUCAGGCCUGGCUAGAGGAUGCUGAAAAAAUGCUAAAUCAAUCAGAACAUGCCAAAAAGGAUUUUUUUCGCAAUUUGCCUCAUUGGAUACAGCAGCACGCUGCCAUGAAUGAUGCUGGCAAUUUUCUAAUUGAAACAUGUGAUGAGGUUGUUUCCCGUGAUCUUAAACAGCAAUUACUGUUGCUAAAUGGGAGAUGGAGGGAGUUGUUUAUGGAAGUCAAGCAAUAUGCUCGAGCUGAUGAGAUGGAUAGAAUGAAAAAAGAAUACACAGAUUGUGUUACUACCCUGUCUGAUUUUGCAACUGAAGCCCAUAGGAAACUUUCUGAACCCUUAGAAGUCUCUUUUCUUAAUGUUAAGUUACUAAUUCAAGACUUGGAGGAUAUUGAGCAGAGGGUGCCAGUAAUGGACGCUCAAUACAAGAUGAUUACAAAGACAGCGCACCUCAUUACCAAAGAGAGCUCCCAAGAAGAAGCUAAUGAAAUGUUUGCAACCAUGUCUGGGCUCAAAGAGCAGCUAACCAAGGUCAAAGAAUGUUCCUCCCCACUCCUUUGUGAGUCUCAGCAGCUGUUGAUACCUUUGGAGGAAUUAGAAAAGCAGAUGACCUUCUUUUAUGACUCACUUGGGAAAAUCAAUGAAAUUUUAACCAUUCUGGAGCGUGAGGCACAAUCUAGCACUCUUUUUAAACAAAAAAAUCAGGAACUGCUGGCAUGUCAAGAAAGCUGUAGGAAAACCAUGACACAAAUUGAGAAAAGUAGUCAGAAUGUACAAAAGUUUGUGACCUUGAGCAAGUUGCUACAGCAUUUUGAUCAGAAGAGGCUACAGAGACAGAUUGCAGAUGUUCACGUCGCUUUUCAGAACAUGGUAAAGAAAACCGGAGACUGGAAGAAGCAUGUGGAAACCAACAGUCGCUUGAUGAAGAAGUUCGAGGAGUCUCGAGCAGAGCUGGAGAAGGUGCUGAGGAUGGCUCAGGAGGGCCUGGAGGAAAAGGGGGAUCCGGAAGAGCUCCUGAGAAGACACACCGAGUUUUUCAGCCAGCUGGAUCAGCGGGUGCUCAACGCUUUCCUGAAAGCUUGCGACGAGCUCACCGACAUUCUCCCUGAGCAGGAGCAGCAGGGCCUGCAGGAAGCUGUUAGGAAGCUCCAUAAACAGUGGAAGGACCUUCAAGGAGAAGCCCCGUAUCAUCUGCUUCAUCUGAAGAUUGAGGUGGAAAAGAAUAGAUUCUUAGCUUCUGUAGAAGAAUGCAGAAUGGAGCUGGAUCGAGAAACCAAGCUGGUACCCCAGGAAGGCAGUGAAAAGAUUAUUAGAGAGCACAGGAUUUUCUUCAGUGACAAAGGUCCUCAUCAUCUUUGUGAGAAAAGAUUACAGCUCAUUGAAGACCUGUGCCUGAAACUCCCAGUCCGGGACCCAGUAAGGAGCACACCUGAGACAUGUCAGGUGACUCUCAGAGAGCUCAGAGCUGCCAUCGACAGCACCCAUGCGAGGCUGGCGGAAGACCCAGACAAGUGGAAGGACUACAUGAACAGAAUUUCUGAGUUCUUAUCUUGGAUAUCUGCAAAGGAGAUGCAACUGAUGAGAAUUAAGAGUGAGGCGAUCAAUGCUACCAACCAUGGAGAGGUUGGACGCACUGUAGAGGAGAUCAGAAAUGGUGUUACCAAAAAAGGCGAGAUGCUCAGCUGGCUAAAAUCCAGGCUUAAAAUUUUGAUUGAAGUUUCAUCUGAGAAUGAAGCCCAACAGCAAGGAGAUGAGCUGGCAAAGUUAUCUAGUUCCUUCAAAGCUCUCCUAACUUUGUUGUCAGAGGUUGAAAAGAUGUUAAGCAACUUUGGAGACUGUGUCCAGUACAAAGAAAUUGUCAAAAGUUCCCUUGAAGACUUAAUUUCUGGCUCUCAAGAAGUCCAGGAGCAAGCCGAGAAAAUCUUGGACACUGAAAAUCUGUUUGAAGCACAGCAGUUACUUCUUCAUCACCAGCAAAAGACAAAGAGGAUCUCUGCGAAGAAAAGGGACCUGCAGCAGCAGAUUGCGCAGACGCGGCCGGGAGCCGGCGGGCUGCCCAGCCAGGGCCGAGAGGAGCUGCGGAAGCUGGAGAGCAGCCUGGAGAGCAUGGAGCACAGCAGGGAGAGGCAGGAACGUCGCAUCCAGGUCACAUUAAGAAAAUGGGAGAGAUUUGAAACAAACAAAGAGACAGUGGUCAGAUACCUUUUUCAAACAGGUUCGAGCCACGAACGCUUCUUGAGUUUUAGCAGUUUGGAAAGCUUAUCUUCAGAAUUGGAACAGACAAAGGAGUUUUCUAAACGAACAGAAGGAAUUGCAGUCCAGGCUGAAAAUCUUGUGAAGGAAGCUGCAGAUAUACCACUUGGGCCCAAGAAUAAGCAGCUGCUUCAGCAACAGGCCAAGUCAAUCAAAGAGCAAGUCAAAAAAUUAGAAGACACGCUUGAAGAAGAUAUUAAAACCAUGGAAAUGGUGAAAAACAAGUGGGAUCAUUUUGGCAAUAAUUUUGAGACCCUGUCCAUCUGGAUAACUGAGAAAGAAAAAGAACUCAAUGCCCUGGAAACUUCAUCAUCUGCCAUGGACACGCAAAUCAACCAAAUUAAGGUCACAAUUCAGGAAAUAGAAAAUAAGAUCAGUGACAUCAUGGGACUAGAAGAAGCAGCUCAGUCUUUUGCUCAAUUUAUUACCACUGGAGAAUCUGCCCGAAUCAAAGCCAAGCUGACACAAGUGAGAAGAUACUGGGAAGAACUCCGAGAGCAUGCACAAAGUCUGGAAGGGACAAUCCUGGCACAUUUAUCUCAGCAGCAGAAGUUUGAAGAUAAUCUUAGCAAGAUCCAACAGUCUGUGUCUGAGUUUGAAGAAAGACUUGCUGAUCCAAUUAAAAUAUGUUCUUCAGCUACAGAAACAUACAGAGUUCUCCAGGAACAUAUGGAUCUCCGCCAGGCCGUGGAGUCGCUGAGCAGCGCGGUGGGCGCCCUCUCGGCCGGCGCCCGGAAGGUCCGCGCUCCCACGGGCUCCACCGUCCAGGAGGCCACCGCCCUGCAGCACAGAUACCGGGGGGCGCUGCUCCGGGCCAAGGAGAGGCAGGCUGCGCUGGAGACCCUGCUGGCUCACUGGCAGAGGCUAGAGAAGGAACUGUCAACCUUUUUGACCUGGUUAGAGCGGUGUGAAGCUAUAGCCGGUUCCCCAGAAACAGACAUUUCUGCAGACAGAGUCAAAGUGGAGAGUGAACUUCAGUUAAUACAGGCACUGCAAAAUGAAGUUGUCUCCCAGGCCUCAGUCUAUAGCAACCUUUUGCAAUUAAAGGAAUCACUAUUCUCAGUGGCCUCCAAAGAUGAUGUGAAAAUGAUGAGACUACAUUUGGAGCAGUUGGAUGAGAGAUGGAGAGAUUUGCCACAGAUAAUUAGCAAAAGGAUUAAUUUUCUUCAGUCUGUGGUCACUGAACACCAACAAUUUGAUGAACUGCUGCUUUCCUUUUCUGUCUGGAUUAAGUUGUUUCUCAGUGAAUUACAAACAACUUCUGAGAUAAGCAUAAUGGACCACCAAGCAGCAUUUACUCGCCACAAGGACCACGCAGCAGAAGUAGAGAGCAAAAAGGGAGAAUGGCAGAGUCUACAGGAUCACCUAGCAAAGCUGGGUGCUCUGGGUCGAGCUGAGGACCUCCACCUUCUCCAGGGCAAGGCAGAGGACUGCCUCCAGCUGUUUGAGGAGGCCAGCCGAGUCGUGGAGAGGCGGCAGCUUGCCCUGGUCCAGCUGGCUGAAUUCCUGCAGAGCCAUGCGUCUCUGUCCGGGGUUCUCCAGCAGCUGAGGCAAACCGUGGAAGCAACCAGCAGUAUGAAUAAGAAGCUGUCUGAUUUAUUAGAAAAAGACCUGAAUGAAGCUAUUCAAGAGGUUAAAACAUUAGAAUCGACUGCCAUCACCCUUGAUGGCAUUCUUACCAAAGCCCAAUACCAUCUUAAAAGUGGAAGCUCUGAGCAAAGGAUUUCCUGCAGAACUACAGCAGAUGAUCUCUGUUUCGAAGUAGAGCGGAUCCAGAACCUUCUGGGAACCAAGCAGAGUGAGGCUGAUGCCCUGGCAGUAUUGAAAAAAGCAUUCCAAGAUCAGAAAGAGGAGUUGCUGAAAAACAUUGAGGACAUUGAAGAAAGGGCUGACAAAGAGCGCCUGUCGGAAGCUACCCGCCAAGCUCUUCAACAGAGGUUGAGAGUCUUUAAUCAGUUAGAAGAUGAAUUGAAUUCUCAUGAGCAUGAACUAUGUUGGUUGAAAGACAAAGCGAAACAAAUUGCUCAGAAAGAUGUAGCCUUCGCACCUGAAGUCGACCGGGAGCUAAACCUCUUGGAGGUUUCCUGGGAGGAUACCAAAAAACUAAUUCAUGAAAACCAGGGUCAAUGCUGUGGACUUAUUGACUUGGUGCGAGAAUAUCAGAACUUGAAGUCAGUUGUAUCUAAAGUCCUAGAAAAGGCCAACAAUGUGAUUAUACCCAGAACCACUAUAAAAGAUCAGGAAGAUCUUAAAUGGGCUCUAUCCAAGCUUGAAACUGCCAAGAACGAAAUGUGUAAUAAACAGAAAGAACUGGAUAACUUUACGAGUAAAGGAAAACAACUGUUAUGUGAGCUGAAAAAGAUUCACAGUACUGAUUUCAUCUCGGUACAAAGAGACAUGGAGAGUACUGUGGAUAGAUGGCUGGAUGUGUCAGAGAGAAUUGAGGAAAACAUGGAUAGACUGAGGGUAAGCCUGUCCAUUUGGGGUGAUGUACUUUCAAGCAAAGACGAGAUCGACGGAUGGUCAAACAGUUCUGUCCCACAGCUGGCUGACAGCAUCAGCAACCUGAAUAACAGCGUCAAGGCAGAAGAAUUCCUUAAAGAAUUUGAGUCUGAAGUUAAAAUCAAAGCAUUGCGACUGGAAGAACUUCAUUCCAAAGUCAAUGAUCUUAAAGAAUUAACUAAAAACCCAGAAACACCACCAGACCUUCAGUUUAUAGAAGCAGACUUAAGGCAGAAACUGGAGCAUGCCAAAGAAAUGACUGAAGAAGCAAAAGGAACCUUGAAAGAUUUCACUGCUCAGAGUACACAAGUGGAGACGUUUAUUAAUGACCUAACGACCUGGCUGGUGAAACUGGAAGGAUCAUUGAUGAACUGUGCCCAGACUGAGACUUGUGAAGGGUUGAGAAAAGUAAAGGAAAUACAAAAAGAACUUCAGAGUCAGCAAAGCAGCAUGAGCUCCACCCAGGAAAAUCUCAAUAGCUUGUGCCGCAAGUACCAUUCAGUCGAGCUGGAGAGCCUGGGCAGCGGGAUGACCAGGCUGAUAAAGAAACACGAAGCGGUGAGCCAGCUGCGCUCCAAAACCCAGGCCAGCCUACAGGAUGCUCUGGAGAAACACUUCAAUGAGUCUAUGCAGGAAUUCCAAGAAUGGUUUUCUGGAAUAAAGAUAGCAGCAAAGGAAUCAUCAGACAGAACUGGUGACAGCAAAGUUCUCGAGGCGAAGCUCCAUGAUCUCCAGAACAUUUUGGACUCAGUCAGCGAUGGGCAGAACAAGCUUGAUGCCGUGACACAAGAAGGACAAACUUUGUUUGCACAUCUGUCUAAACAAAUUGUCAGUAGCAUUCAGGAACAAAUUACAAAGGCUAAUGAAGAGUUUCAAGCAUUUCUGAAGCAAUGCCUAAAAGACAAACAGGCUCUUCAAGAUUGUGCUUUAGAACUUGGAAGCUUUGAGGACCAGCACAGAAAACUGAACUUAUGGAUCCAUGAAAUGGGUGAGAGGUUAAGUACAGAAAACUUAGGUGAGAAUAAACAGCACAUUCCUGAGAAGAAAAAUGAAGUCCAUAAAGUUGAAAUGUUUCUGGGCGAAUUACUGGCUGCAAGAGAGUCUCUUGACAAGCUUUCCCAAAGAGGGCAGCUUCUCAGUGAAGAAGGCCACGGCGCUGGGAAAGAAGGACGCAUGUGUUCCCAGCUCCUCACUAACUACCAGAACGUUCUCCGAAUGACCAAAGAGAAACUGCGGAGCUGCCAAGUGGCCCUGCAGGAGCACGAAGCCCUGGAGGAAGCCUUGCAGAGCAUGUGGUCCUGGGUAAAAGACAUUCAAGACAGACUGGCCCGGGCAGAGAGCACUGUCGGAAGCAAAGCCACCGUGGAGAAGCGGCUGUCGCAAAUACAGGAUAUCCUCCUGAUAAAAGGUGAAGGAGAGGUCAAGUUGAACAUGGCCAUCGGCAAAGGGGAGCAGGCCUUGAGAAGCAGCAACAAGGGAGGUCAGAAGGUGAUUCGAACUCAGCUCCAGACCCUCAAAGAUGUGUGGGCUGACAUCAUGACUUCCUCUGUCCAUGCUCAGAGUGCUUUGGAGUCUGUGAUUAGCCAAUGGAACGACUAUCUGGAGUGGAAGAACCAGUUGGAGCAGUGGAUGGAAUCAGUGGAUCAACAAGUAGAGCAUCCUUUGCAACUGCAGCCGGGUCUGAAGGAGAAGUUUUCCCUUCUGGACCACCUUCAGUCCAUUGUAUGUGCUGGGGAAGAUCACGCCAAAGCCCUGCACCGCCUCAUCACAAAAGCCAGGGAGCUCUACCGGAAGACUGAGGAUGAGUCUUUCAAGGAAGCAACUCAGGAGGAACUGAAGACACAGUUGAAUGACUUAGUGACUGUUUCCAAGGAGAAAAUGAGGAAAGUGGAAGAGAUUGUGAAAGACCAUCUGAUGUAUUUAGAUGCCGUCCAGGAAUUCACAGAUUGGCUCCAUUCAGCAAAGGAAGAGCUUCACCGGUGGUCAGACAUGUCUGGAGAUUCUUCAGCCACCCAGAAAAAAUUGUCUAAAAUUAAGGAGCUGAUGGAUUCCAGAGAGAUUGGUGCAAGCCGCCUAAGCAGAGUGGAGUCCCUGGCUCCUGCGGUGAAACGGAGCACGACCGCCAGUGGGUGUGAGCUCCUGGACACAGAGAUGCAGGCCCUGCGUGCCGACUGGAAGCAGUGGGAAGACAGUGUAGUCCAAACGCAGACCAGCCUGGAGAACCUGGUUAGCCAAAUGGCCCUUUCGGAGCAGGAGUUCUCAGGCCAAGCUGCCCAACUGGAGCGGGCCCUGGAACAGUUCAGUGCCCUUCUGACCACCUGGGCACAGGAGUUAACUCUCCUAGAAGGCAAGAACACAGAUAAGGAGAUAGUGGAGUGCUGGCAGAAGGGACGAGAGACACUGGAUGCUCUACAAAAAGCAGAGCCAAAGACAGAGGAUCUCAAAUCGCAGCUGAAUGAACUCUGUCGAUUUUCUAGAGACCUGAGCACCUACAGUGGGAAAGUUUCUGGCUUGAUUAAAGAAUAUAAUUGUCUUUGUUUGCAAGCAUCUAAGGGCUGUCAGAAUAGAGAACAGAUUUUACAGCAAAGAUUUCGAAGAGCCUUCAAGGAUUUCCAGCAAUGGUUGGUUAAUGCCAAAAUCACUACUGCUAAGUGUUUUGAUGUGCCUCAAAAUAUUAAUGAAGUUGCAGCAAGUCUUCAGAAAAUACAGGAAUUUUUGUCAGAAAGUGAAAAUGGGCAGCACAAGUUAAACACAAUGCUUUCUAAAGGAGACCUCUUGAGUUCUCUGCUGACCAAGGAGAAAGCCAAUGAUAUCCAAGCCAAAGUCACAACUGCAAAAGAAGAUUGGAAAAAUUUCCAUUCAAAUCUCCUCCAGAAGGAAUCUGCCCUCGAGAAUCUAAAGAUCCAAAUGAAGGACUUUGAAGUAAGUGCUGAGCCCAUACAGGCCUGGCUGAGCAACACCGAGAAGCUGGUGCUUGAGAGCAGCAACCGGCUGUACGAUCUGCCAGCAAAGAGGAGAGAACAGCAAAAGCUCCAGUCUGUCCUUGAGGAAAUAAACUGCUACGAGCCUCAGCUCCACAGGCUGAAAGAGAAAGCUCAGCAGCUGUGGGAAGGACAAGCUGCCAGCAAGAGCUUUAUGCACAGAGUGUCGCAGCUGUCUGCUCAGUAUCUAGCUCUAAGCAAUUUAACAAAGGAGAAAGUGUCGAGAUUGGAUAGAAUGGUGGCAGAACACAGUCAGUUCUCCCUUGGCAUUAAAGAACUACAAGACUGGAUGAUGGAUGCGGUUCACAUGCUGGAUUCUUACUGCCACCCGACGUCCGACAAAAGUGUGCUGGAUAGCAGGAUGCUCAAGCUGGAGGCUCUGUUAUCAGUAAAACAGGAAAAAGAGAUCCAGAUGAAAAUAAUAGUGACCAGAGGGGAGUCUGUCCUUCAGAACACCUCCCCGGAAGGCAUUCUUGCCGUUCAGCAGCAGCUGCAGAGUGUGAAGGACCUGUGGGCUUCCCUUUUGUCUGCAGGCAUUCGUUGUAAAAGUCAACUUGAAGGAGCUCUUUCUAAGUGGACAAGUUACCAGGAUGAUGUUCGACAGUUUUCCAGUUGGAUGGACAGCGUGGAGGCCAGUGUCAACGAAUCUGAAAGGCAGUGUGCGGAACUGCGGGACAAAACAGCUGCUCUCGGAAAAGCCAAGUUGUUAAGUGAAGAAGUGCUGAGUCACAGCAGCUUGCUGGAGACCAUUGAAGUCAAAGGGACUGGUAUGACAGAGCACUAUGUCACCCAGUUGGAAUUCCAGGAUCUACAGGAGCGAUACAGAGCAAUCAAAGAGAGGGCCACGGAAGCAGUAACCAAGUCUGAAAAACUAGUCCGCCUGCACCAAGAGUAUCAGAGAGACCUAAAAGCGUUUGAAGUUUGGCUGCAGCAAGAAGAAGAAAAACUUGACCAAUACUCAGUUCUUGAAGGUGAUGCCCACACUCAUGAGACAACAUUACGGAACCUUCAGGAGCUCCAAGUGCACUGUGCAGAGGGGCAGGUACUGCUGAAUUCAGUGCUGCACACCAGAGAGGAAGUAAUCCCAUCAGGCAUCCCCCAGACGGAGGAUCGGGCUUUAGAGUCUCUCCGGCAGGACUGGCAGGCUUACCAGCAGAGACUGUCUGAGACCCGAACUCAGGUCAAUAAUGUAGUCAACAAAUUGAGGCUGAUGGAACAAAAGUUUCAGCAAGUAGACGAGUGGCUAAAAGCACUGGAGGAGAAAGUGAUUCUCAGGACUGGACGGCAGUCUAACCGGGCAACCAAAGAGAUACAAUUACAUCAGCUGAAGAAGUGGCACGAAGAAAUCACCACAUAUAAAGAUGAAGUUGAGGACGUGGGAGCCAGAGCGCAGGAGAUCCUGGACGAGAACCACGUAAGCAGCCGAAUGGGCUGCCAGGCCACCCAGCUGACUUCCAGAUACCAGGCCCUUCUUCUCCAAGUGCUGGAACAAAUAAAAUUCCUGGAGGAAGAGAUUCAGAGUUUGGAAGAAUCAGAAUUAUCCCUCAGUUCCUAUUCUGACUGGUAUGGCUCUACACAUAAAAACUUCAAGAAUCUGGCUACCAAAAUUGAUAAAGUUGAUAAAGCGAUGAUGGGGAAAAAAAUGAAGAUGUUGGAGGGCUUACUGAAAGACAUGGAGAAAGGCCAUGGUCUGCUAAAAUCGGCCCGAGAGAAAGGAGACAGGGCUCUUAAAUACUUGGAGGAUGGCGAGGCAGAGACAUUAAGAAAAGAGAUCCGUGACCACGUGGAGCAGCUGAAGGAGCUGACCAGCACUGUCCGGAAAGAGCACGUGACUCUGGAAAAAGGCCUUCAUUUAGCAAAGGAAUUCUCAGAUAAAUAUAAAGCACUAGCUCAGUGGAUGGCAGAGUACCAAGAACUCCUACACAUUCCUGAGGAACCCAAAAUGGAAUUAUAUGAGAAGAAAGCCCAGUUAUCUAAAUACAAGUCACUUCAACAAAUGGUACUGUCCUAUGAACCAUCAGUAAAAUCAGUGAGAGAGAAAGGUGAAGCUCUUUUGGAAUUGGUGCAGGAUAUCGCUUUAAAGGACAAAAUAGAUAAACUUCAAAGUGAUUACCAGGACCUCUGUGGGGCAGGAAAGGAGCAUGUCUGCAGUCUCCAGGCAAAAGUCAAAGACCAUGAAGAUUACAACAGUGAGCUCCAAGAAGUAGAAAAGUGGCUACUGCAGAUGUCAGGCAGGCUGGUGGCGCCCGACCUCGUGGAGACAAGCAGUCUAGAGACGAUCACCCAGCAGCUUGCCCACCACAAGGCAAUGAUGGAGGAAAUUGCUGGUUUUGAAGACCGUUUGAACAACCUUAAAAGUCAAGGUGACAAUUUGAUCAGCCAGUGUGCAGACCACCUUCAAGCAAAACUUAAACAAAACGUGCAUGCCCAUCUGCAGGGCACAAUGGAUAGUUACUCAGCCAUCUGCAGUACAGCUCAGAGGGUAUACCAGAGUUUGGAACAUGAACUUCAGAAGCAUGUUAGCCGACAGGACACUCUGCAGCAGUGCCAGGCCUGGCUUUCUGCAGUCCAGCCAGAUUUAAAGCCAAGCCCGAACCCACCGCUUAGCAGAGCAGAAGCUGUUAAGCAGGUCAAACACUUCAGAGCUUUGCAGGAACAGGCAAGGACCUACUUAGAUCUCCUUUGCUCCAUGUGUGAUUUGUCAAAUUCUUCAGUAAAAAACACAGCAAAAGACAUUCAACAAACAGAGCAGAUGAUUGAACAGAGGCUUGCCCAGGCACAGAGCUUAACUCAGGGCUGGGAAGAGAUCAAGCAUCUGAAGGCUGAGCUUUGGAUUUACCUCCAGGAUGCCGAUCAGCAACUGCAGAAUAUGAAGAGGAGGCCCUCCGAACUGGAGCCGAAUGUCGCACAGAACAUGGUUUCCCAAGUAAAGGAUUUUGUUAAGAAACUACAGUGCAAAGAGGCAUCGGUGAUGGCUAUCACAGAAAAGGUGAAUAAGUUAACCAAGAAGCAGGAGGCUCCUGAACACAAGGAAAUAAGUCACCUAAAUGACCAGUGGUUAGAUCUGUGCCUUCAGUCUAACAAUCUGUGCUCACAAAGGGAAGAGGAUCUUCAGAGAACCAGAGAUUACCAUGACUGCAUGAAUAUCGUGGAUGUGUUCUUAGAACAAUUCACUACAGAAUGGGAUAACUUAGCCAGGUCCAAUGCAGAGAGUACAGCUGUCCACCUGGAAGCUUUGCAGAAGUUAGCACUGGCUUUACAGGACAGAAAGCAGGCCAUAGAGGACCUGAAAGAGCAAAAGCAGAAAAUGAUAGAGCAUCUGAACUUAGAUGACAAAGAAUUGGUCAAAGAACAGACAAGUCACCUUGAACGACGCUGGUUUCAGCUUGAGGACCUUGUUAAAAGAAAAAUCCAAGUGUCAGUCACCAACUUGGAGGAAUCAGAUGUGGUGCGGUGCAGGUUUCAGGAGCUGAUGGAGUGGGCAGAAGAGCAACAGCCGAGCAUUGCAGAGGCCCUGAAGCAGAGCCCCCCGCCCGAAAUGGCACAGAGCCUCCUCAUGGAGCACCUUACCAUCUGCAGUGAACUGGAGGCCAAACAAAUACUCCUGAAAUCACUCCUGAAGGAUGCCGACAGGGUGAUGGCGGAUCUUGGCCUCAACGAGCGGCAGAUAAUCCAGAAGGCACUUUCUGAUGCGCAGAGGCAUGUGAAUUGUCUCAGCGACUUAGUGAGCCAGAGGCGGAGGUACUUAAACAAAGCCUUGUCGGAGAAAACCCAGUUUCUCAUGGCAGUGUUCCAGGCCACCAGCCAGAUUCAGCAACAUGAGCAAAAGAUAAUGUUCCGUGAGCAUAUCUGCCUGCUACCGGAUGAUGUGAGCAAACAGGUUAAAACGUGUAAAAGUACACAAGCCAGCCUCAAGACUUACCAAAGUGACGUCACAGGGCUUUGGGCCCAGGGUCGCGAGUUAAUGAAAGGGGCCCCAGAGCAGGAAAAGAGUGAAAUACUGGGCAAGCUUCAGGACCUGCAGAGUGUCUACGACACUGUUUUACAGAAGUGUAGCCAUCGGCUACAGGACCUAGAGAAAAGUCUAGUUUCUAGGAAGCAUUUUAAGGAAGAUUUUGAGAAAGCUUGUCACUGGCUAAAACAAGCAGAUAUCGUUACAUUUCCUGAAAUCAACCUAAUGAACGAGAGCACAGAGCUUCAGGCACAACUGGCCAAAUACCAGCGCAUUCUUGAACAAUCUCCAGACUACGAAAACCUCCUGCUUACACUACAGAGGACCGGGCAGGCCAUUUUGCCGUCACUGAAUGAAGCCGACCAUUCCUACCUCAGUGAAAAGCUAAAUGCCCUGCCGCUGCAAUUCAAUGUCAUCAUUGCCUUGGCUAAAGACAAGUUCUAUAAAGUUCAAGAAGCAAUUCUUGCUCGGAAAGAAUACGCCUCCUUGACUGAGUUGACAAUUCAGUCUCUGAGUGAUCUUGAAGACCAGUUCUUAAAACUGAGCAAAGUGCCCGCUGACCUGGUGACCACGGAGGCUCUGGCUCUUCAGGACAGUCACAGAGCCCUUCUGGGGGAGGUGGCAGGCCUUGGGGAAGCAGUGGGCGAGCUGAACCAGAAGAAAGAAAGUUUCCGCAGCACAGGCCAGCCUUGGCAGCCAGACAAGAUGCUGCACCUUGUCACCUUGUACCACAGGCUAAAGCGACAAACUGAACAAAGGCUUAGCUUCUUAGAAGAUACCACCAGUGCCUAUGAAGAGCAUGAAAAGAUGUGCUGCCAGCUGGAGAAACAACUAGAGGCUGUGAAAGCAGAGCAGUGCCAGGUGAAUGAGGAGACACUUCCUGCAGAGGAGAAGCUCAAAAUGUAUCACUCCCUGGCAGGAAGUCUCCGGGACGCAGGAACUCUGCUGAAACAAGUAACCGUGCACCUUGAAGAUCUUGUUCCACACCUGGAUCCCUUGGCUUAUGAGAGAGCCAAACAUCAGAUCCAGUCCUGGCAAGAGGAGUUAAAACUGUUAACUUCUGCCAUUGGCGCAACGGUGACGGAAUGUGAGAGCCGCAUGGUGCAGAGUAUAGACUUCCAUUCAGAGCUGAGCCGCUCCCUGGACUGGCUGAGGAGCGUGAAGGCAGAGCUCGGCGGGCCUCUGUGCCUGGACCUGAGCCUGCAGGACAUCCAGGAGGAGGUCAGAAAGAUCCAAAUUCACCAGGAAGAGGUCCAAUCCAGCCUGAGAAUAAUGAAUGCCCUGAGUAACAAGGAGAAGGAGAAAUUCACAAAAGCCAAGGAAUUGAUUUCCGCGGAUUUACAACAUGCUCUUGCUGAACUCUCGGGGCUCGAUGGAGACAUUCAGGAAGCUUUAUGCACCAGACAGGCUACUUUGACUCAAAUAUAUAAUCAAUGUCAAAGAUACUAUCAAAUAUUUCAAGCAGCUAACGACUGGCUUGAGGAUGCUCAGGAGAUGUUACAGCUGGCAGGCAAUGGUCUGGAUGUGGAGAACGCAGAGGAAAAUCUCAAAAGUCACAAGGAAUUUUUUAGUACAGAGGAUCAGUUCCACAGUAAUCUAAAAGAGCUCCAAGGCCUGGCAGCCCACCUGGAGCCACUCAUUAAGCCAGCUGGAAAAGAGGACCUUGCACAGAGAAUGGCUUCCCUGCAGAAGAAGAGCCAGAGGAUAAUACAGGACUCCCACGCCCAGUUAGAUCUCUUGCAGAGAUGUGCAGCUCAGUGGCAGGAUUACCAGAAAGCAAGGGAAGAGGUAAUUGAAUUGAUGAAUGAUGCAGAAAAGCAGUUGUCUGAGUUUUCUUUAUGGAAGACUUCUUCCAGUCAUGAAGCAGAAGAAAAAUUGUCAGAACAUAAGGCUUUAGUGUCAGUAGUGAACUCUUUCCAUGAGAAAAUUGUGGCCCUUGAGGCCAGAGCUGAACAACUGGAAAAGAGUGGAAAUGACACGAGCAAAGCAACCAUAAGCAGGUCGGUGACGACGGCCUGGCAGCGCUGGGCGCGUCUCCGUGCUGUGGCCCAGGACCAGGAGAAGAUCCUGGAAGAUGCAGUGGCUGAGUGGAAGAGCUUUAACAAAAAGGUUAAAACAGUCACGGAGACGAUUGAUCAGCUACAAGAUAAACUACCAGGAAGUUCAACAGAGAAAGCCUCAAAAGCAGAGCUCGUAACUCUUCUUGAAUAUCACGACACAUUCAUUCUGGAGCUAGAACAGCAACAGUCGGCCUUGGGCAUGCUGCGUCAGCAAGGGCUGGGCAUGCGCCAGGAUGGGGCCGCUCCGUCCCCUGGGCAGGAGCUGCCCGUUGUGCAGGAAAUCUCAGCAAUGCAAGAUCGGUGCCAGAAUCUGCAAGAGCAAGUGAAGAAAAACGCAAAGGCGGUAAAGCAAGAAUUGAAGGACCGUGAAGUGGUGGAGACUCAGGUCAACUCUGUGAAAUCUUGGGUUCAGAAAACAAAGGAAUAUUUAGGGAAUCCAACGAUAGAAAUAGAUGCUCAACUUGAAGAACUUCAGAUUCUUCUUAAAGAAGCCACAAAUCACCAACAGAACAUUGAGAAAAUGGCUGAAGAGCAGAAGAAUAAGUACCUGGAUCUUUAUGCUAUAUUACCUUCUGAAGUCUCCCUUCAGCUAGCUGAAGGGGCAUUGGACCUAGGAACUAUCCAUAAUCAGAUCCAGGACAAAGUAAAAGAAGUCAAACAUAGCAAGGCCGUGAGCCAGGAGUUCAGCCGUCAAAUUCAGAAGACAGCCAAAGAUCUCACGGCUAUUCUAACUAAGCUGAGAGCAAGGACAGAUAAUCUAGUUCAAGCUAAAACUGACCAAAAGGUGCUAGGAGAGGAUUUAGAUGGCUGUAAGUUAAAGUUAAUGGAACUGGAUGAAGCAGUACAGAAAUUCUCAGAACAGAAUGGCCACCUGGGGAAACCACUGGUCAAGAAGAUAGGAAAACUGACUGCACUUCACCAGCAGACCAUUAGGCAGGCAGAGAAUCGGCUCUCAAAGCUCAAUCAGGCAGCAUCACAUUUAGGAGAAUACAAUGAAAUGCUUGAAUUAAUUCUGAAGUGGAUGGAGAAAGCUAAAAUUUUGGCACAUGGAAAGAUUGCAUGGAAUUCCGCAAGUCAGUUACAGGAACAAUAUAUUUCACAUCAGGCCUUGCUAGAAGAAUCUGAAGAAAUUCACAGCAGUCUGGAAGCAAUGACAGAGAAAUUACAGUACAUUGCUAGUGUGUAUUAUACAGAAAAAAUGUCUCAGCAAGUGGCAGAAUUGGGACGGGAGACUGAAGAGUUGCGACAGAUGAUCAAAAUUCGUUUACAGAAUCUUCAAGAUGCUGCCAAGGAUAUGAAAAAAUUUGAAACAGAGCUAAGAAACUUACAAGUUGCUUUGGAGCAAGCCCACACAACCCUGACUUCUCCAGAAGUUGGACGUCUUAGUCUCAAGGAGCAACUCUCUCAUCGACAGCAUUUGUUGUCUGAGAUGGAGUCGCUCAAGCCAAAGGUCCACACGGUACAGAUCUGCCAAAGCACGCUCCGGAUCCCUGCGGAUGUGGUCGCCAGCUUGCCGCUCUGCCACGCUGCUCUGUGCCUGCAGGAAGAGGCCAGCCGCUUGCAGCAUUCAGCGAUCCAGCAGUGCAACGCCACACAGGAGGCUGUGGUGCAAUAUGAACAAUAUGAACAAGAAAUGCAGCACCUGCAGGAGCUCAUAGAAGGAGCUCACAGAGAGAUUGAGGAUAAGCCUGUGGCCACCAGUAACAUCCAGGAGCUGCAAGCCCAGAUUUCUCGUCAUGAGGAGCUGGCUCGGAAAAUAAAGGGCUACCAGGAGCAGAUCGCCUCCCUCAACUCCAAGUGCAAGAUGCUGACGAUGAAGGCCAGGCACGCCACCAUGCUGCUGACGGUGACCGAGGUGGAGGGGCUGGCGGAGGCGCCGGAGGACCUGCGCGGGGAGCUCCUCCCCGCGACCUCGGCCCACCCCUCCGUGGUCAUGAUGACUGCCGGUCGCUGUCACACUUUGCUGUCACCUGUCACUGAGGAAUCUGGGGAGGAGGGAACCAACAGUGAGAUUUCCUCUCCACCUGCCUGUCGCUCCCCUUCACCUGUGGCCAAUACAGAUGCUUCUGUCAACCAGGACAUUGCUUAUUACCAAGCCUUGUCUGCUGAGAGGUUGCAGACGGAUGCUGCAAGAAUUCAGCCGAGCACGUUGCCAUGCCAAGAGUUCUAUGAACCAGGACUGGAGCCAUCUGCCACUGCCAAACUAGAUGAUUUGCAGCGUUCUUGGGAAACCUUAAAGAAUGUGAUCAGUGAGAAGCAGCGCACACUCUACGAAGCUUUGGAACGCCAGCAGAAGUACCAGGACUCCCUCCAGGCCAUCUCCACAAAAAUGGAGGCCAUCGAGGUGAAGCUCAGUGAGAGUCUAGAGCACGGCAGGAGUCCAGAAAGCCAGAUGGCUGAGCAUCAGGCCUUGAUGGAUGAGAUUCUCAUGCUUCAGGAUGAAAUCAGUGAGCUGCAGUCAUCCCUCGCGGAGGAGCUGGUGUCUGAGUCUGCAGAGUCCGACCCCGCGGAGCAGCUGGCCCUGCAGUCCACACUCACUGUCUUGGCGGAGCGAAUGUCCACCAUCAAGAUGAAAGCAUCAGGGAAACGACAGCUUUUGGAGGAGAAGUUAAAUGAUCAGCUGGAGGAACAGAGACAUGAACAGGCCCUGCAGAGGUAUCGCUGUGAAGUUGACGAGCUGGACCACUGGCUCUUGAGCACCAAGGCCACACUGGACAUGGCACUGGGUACACCCAAGGAGCCCAUGGACAUGGAGGCCCAGCUGGUGGACUGCCAGAACAUGCUGGUGGAAAUAGAGCAGAAGGUGGUGGCCUUAUCAGAGCUCUCAGUCCACAAUGAAAACCUGAUGCUGGAGGGCAAGGCUCAUACGAAGGAUGAGGCUGAGCAGCUGGCCGUGAAGCUAAGAACUCUCAAAGGGAGUCUCUUGGAGCUGCAGAGAGCAUUGCAUGACAGACAGCUCAACAUCCAGGGAACGGCACACGAGAAGGAGGAGAGAGAGGCUGACCUCACUGCCUCCCAGAGCCCCGGUGUCCAGGAGUGGCUGGCCCAAGCUCGCAGCACGUGGACCCUCCAGCGGCAGAGCAGUCUCCAGCAACAGAAAGAGUUGGAACAGGAGUUAGAAGAGCAGAAGAACCUCCUUCGGUCAGUAGCCAGUCGUGGAGAGGAAAUUCUAACCCAGCACUCAGCUGCAGAGACUCCUGGUGGUGUUAGUGAAAAACCUGAUGUAUUAUCCCAGGAGUUGGGGAUGCAUGGAGAGAAGUCACCUGCUGAAGACCAGAUGAGAAUGAAAUGGGAAAGCCUACAUCAAGAAUUUAGUACCAAGCAGAAACUACUACAGAAUGUUCUGAAACAGGAACAAGAGCAAGUGCUCUACAGCAGGCCAAAUCGGCUUUUGUCCGGCAUGCCACUAUACAGAGGGGACGGGCAGACCCAAGAUAAAUCUGCAGUGACGUCUCUGCUGGGUGGAUUGAACCAGGCCUUUGAGGAGGUUUCGUCCCAGGGUGGAGGGACAAAAGGGCAGAACAUUCACUUGGAACAGAAGUUAUAUGAUGGGGUCUCAGCUACCUCCACUUGGUUGGACGAUGUUGAGGAACGUUUAUUUGUUGCAACGGCACUUUUACCAGAAGAAACGGAAACUCACCUCUUCAACCAAGAGACUCUUGCCAAAGAUAUUAAGGAAAUGUCUGAAGAAAUGGAUAAGAACAAGAACUUGUUUUCCCAAGCAUUUCCAGAGAAUGGCGAUAACCGAGAUGUUAUUGAAGAUACUUUGGGUUGUCUUGUGGGCAGGCUAUCCUUGCUAGACUCAGUAGUAAAUCAGCGAUGUCAUCAGAUGAAGGAAAGACUUCAGCAAAUACUAAAUUUUCAGAAUGAUCUGAAGGUGCUGUCUACAUCACUUACUGACAACAAAUACAUUAUUCUUCAGAAACUGGCAAAUGUGUUUGAACAGCCUGUGGCAGAGCAAAUCGAGGCAAUACAACAGGCUGAAGAUGGGCUAAAGGAAUUGGAUGCAGGAAUCAUUGAAUUAAAAAAGCGUGGUGACAAGUUGCAGAUCGAGCCGCCUUCUAUGCAAGAACUCUCCAGACUCCAGGACAUGUAUGAUGAACUGACGAUGACCAUUGCCUCCCGGCGGGGCAGUCUCAACCACAGUCUUGCACUCAAGAGUCAGUACGAAAGGGCUUUGCAAGAUCUGACUGACCUGCUGGAAACUGGGCGAGAGAAGAUGGCAAGCGACCAGAAAAUCAUCGUGUCUUCCAAAGAAGAAAUCCAACAACUGCUUGAUAAACAUAAGGAAUAUUUUCAGGGCCUGGAAUCGCAUAUGAUCUUGACUGAAACGCUUUUCAGAAAGAUAAUCAGCUUUGCACUCCUAAGGGAAACCCAAUUCCACACAGAACUGAUGGCGCAGGCUUCAGCUGUACUGAAACGGGCUCACAAGAGGGGUGUCGAGCUGGAGUACAUCCUAGAGACGUGGUCCCACCUGGAUGAGGACUACCGGGAGCUCAGCAGACAGCUGGAGGUGGUGGAAAGUAACAUCCCAAGUGUGGGUUUGGUGGAGGAGAGCGCGGACAGGCUCAUCAACCGGAUAACGCUCUACCAGCAUUUGAAAUCCAGCCUUAAUGAAUACCAGCCCAAAUUGUAUCAAGUAUUAGAUGAUGGGAAACGACUUCUGAUGUCCAUUAGCUGCUCAUAUCUAGAAGGCCAGCUGAAUCAACUUGGAGAACACUGGUUAAAUAAUACCAACAAAGUGUCUAAGGAACUUCACAGAUUGGAAACAAUAUUGAAACACUGGACCAGAUACCAACAUGAAUCUGCAGAACUAAGUCACUGGUUACAAUCUGCAAAAGACAGGCUAGAAUUUUGGACUCAACAAUCUGUGACAGUCCCACAAGAACUGGAAAUGGUCCGUGAUCAUCUGAAUGCUUUCCUGGAGUUUUCCAAAGAGGUGGAUGCCAAAUCUUCCCUAAAAUCGUCUGUUCUGAGCACUGGAAAUCAACUUCUUCGAUUAAAGAAAGUGGACACAGCUGCCCUGCGUUCAGAGCUGUCACACAUUGAUAGUCAGUGGACAGACCUGCUGACAAAUAUCCCAGCUGUACAGGAAAAGCUCCACCAGCUCCGGAUGGAUAAGCUGCCUUCCCGCCAUGCCAUUUCUGAAGUCAUGACGUGGAUUUCUAUCAUGGAAAAUGUGAUUCAAAAGGAUGAAGAGAAUAUAAAAAAUUCCAUAGGUUACAAGGCAAUUCAUGAAUACCUUCAGAAAUAUAAGGGUUUUAAGAUAGACAUUAACUGUAAACAGUUGACAGUUGAUUUUGUCAAUCAGUCUGUGCUUCAGAUCAGCAGUCAGGAUGUGGAAAGUAAACGCAGCGAUAAGACUGAUUUUGCUGAGCAGCUUGGAGCAAUGAAUAAAAGCUGGCAAAUCCUGCAGGGUCUAGUAACAGAGAAGAUCCAGCUGUUGGAAAGCUUAUUGGAAUCUUGGUCAGAAUAUGAAAAUAAUGUACAAUGUCUGAAAAGUUGGUUUGAAACCCAGGAAAAGAGGCUAAAACAACAUCAAAUCGGAGAUCAGACUUCAGUUCAAAAUGCACUGAAAGACUGUCAGGACCUGGAAGAUUUGAUUAAAGCAAAAGAAAAGGAGGUAGAAAAAAUUGAGCAGAAUGGACUCGCUUUGAUUCAUGACAAGAAAGAAGAAGUCUCUGGCAUUGUCAGGAGUACGCUGCAGGAGCUCAACCGAACCUGGGCAAAUUUAGAACACAUGGUUGGGCAAUUAAAGAUACUGUUGAAGUCAGUGCUUAACCAAUGGAGCGAUCACAAAGUGGCCUUUGAUGAGAUAAACAGUUACCUCAUGGGGGCCAGAUACUCUCUUUCCCGAUUCCGCCUGCUGACUGGCUCUUUGGAAGCUGUGCAAGUUCAGGUAGACAAUCUUCAGAAUCUUCAAGACGAUCUAGAAAAACAGGAAAAGAACUUACAGGAAUUUGGCUCUGUUACCAACCAACUGUUAAAAGAGUGCCACCCACCUGUGAUAGAAACUCUUACUAAUACACUCAAAGAAAUCAAUAUGAGAUGGAAUAACUUGCUGGAAGAGAUUGCUGAGCAGCUGCACUCCAGCAAGGCCCUCCUUCAACUUUGGCAGAGACACAAGGACUACUCCAAACAGUGCACUGCUACAGUUCAGCAGCAGGAGGACCGAACCAAUGAGCUCUUGAAGGCAGCCACUAACAAGGACAUUGCUGAUGACGAAGUUGCUACGUGGAUUCAGGAUUGCAAUGACCUCCUCAAAGGCCUGGGGACUGUUAAGGAUUCCCUUUUUGUUCUCCAUGAGCUGGGGGAGCAACUCAAGCAACAAGUGGAUGCUUCAGCAGCAGCAGCCAUUCAAUCUGAUCAGCUCUCUUUGAAUCAGCACAUAUGCGCCCUCGAACAGGCUCUCUGCAAACAGCAGUCUCUGUUGCAGGCUGGUGUUCUCGACUAUGAAACCUUUACCAAGAGUUUAGAAGUUUUAGAGGCCUGGAUAGUAGAAGCUGAAGAAAUACUCCAAGGGCAGGACCCUAGCCAUUCAUCUGACCUCUCCACCAUCCAAGAGCGGAUGGAAGAACUCAAGGGACAAAUGUUAAAAUUCAGCAGCAUGGCUCCAGACUUAGACCGUCUCAAUGAGCUUGGAUAUAGGUUACCCCUAAAUGAUAAGGAAAUCAAAAGGGUGCAGAGUCUGAACCGGCACUGGUCUCUGAUCUCCUCGCAGACUACAGAAAGAUUCAGUAAAUUGCAGUCAUUUUUACUACAACAUCAGACUUUCCUGGAAAAAUGUGAAACAUGGAUGGAAUUCCUGGUUCAAACAGAACAAAAAUUAGCAGUAGAGAUUUCAGGCAAUUAUCAGCAUCUUUUGGAACAGCAGAGAGCACAUGAGUUGUUUCAAGCAGAGAUGUUCAGCCGUCAGCAGAUUUUGCACUCGAUCAUUAUUGAUGGGCAGCAUCUUCUAGAACAAGGUCAAGUUGAUGACAGGGAUGAAUUCAACCUGAAGUUGACACUUCUCAGUAAUCAGUGGCAGGGAGUGAUUCGCAGGGCCCAGCAGAGGAGGGGCAUCAUCGACAGCCAGAUUCACCAGUGGCAGCGCUAUAGGGAGAUGGCAGAAAAGCUUCGGAAAUGGUUGGUUGAAGUGUCCUAUCUACCCACGAGUGGUCUCGGAAGUGUCCCAAUACCACUGCAACAAGCAAGGAACCUCUUUGAUGAAGUGCAGUUCAAAGAAAAAGUGUUCCUGCGACAGCAAGGCAGCUACAUCCUAACCGUGGAGGCUGGCAAGCAGCUCCUGCUCUCUGCUGACAAUGGGGCCGAGGCUGCCUUGCAAGCUGAGCUCACUGAAAUCCAAGAGAAAUGGAAAUCAGCCAGUAUAUGUCUGGAAGAACAGAAGAAAAAACUGGCCUUCUUGUUGAAAGACUGGGAAAAAUGUGAGAACGGAAUAGCUGAUUCUCUGGAGAAACUACGAACUUUCAAAAAGAAGCUUUCCCAACCUCUCCCUGAUCACCACGAAGAGCUCCAUGCGGAGCAAAUGCGUUGCAAGGAAUUGGAAAACACAGUUGGGAGCUGGACAGAUGACUUGGCGCAGCUGACACUGCUGAAGGACAGUCUGUGUGCAUACAUCAGUGCCGAUGAUAUCUCCAUCCUGAAUGAGCGCGUAGAGCUUCUGCAAAGACAGUGGGAAGAGCUGUGCCGCCAGCUCUCCUUGAGACGUCAGCAAGUAAGUGAGAGAUUGAAUGAAUGGGCCAUCUUCAGUGAGAAGAACAAGGAGCUUUGUGAAUGGCUGACUCAAAUGGAAAGCAAAGUUUCUCAGAAUGGGGACAUUCUCAUUGAAGAAAUGAUAGAGAAGCUCAAGAAGGAUUAUCAAGAGGAAAUUGCUGUUGCCCAAGAGAACAAAAUACAGCUCCAGCAAAUGGGAGAACGACUUGCUAGAGCCAGCCAUGAAAGUAAAGCAUCUGAGAUUGAAUACAAGCUCGGGAAGAUCAAUGACCGGUGGCAACACCUCCUGGAUCUCAUGGCCGCCAGGGUAAAGAAGCUGAAGGAGACCCUGGUCGCUGUACAGCAACUGGAUAAGAACAUGAGCAGCCUGAGGACGUGGCUGGCUCACAUCGAAUCAGAGCUGGCCAAGCCCAUCGUCUACGAUUCCUGUGACUCAGAAGAAAUACAGAAAAAGCUUAAUGAGCAGCAGGAGCUCCAGAGAGACAUAGAGAAACACAGCACGGGUGUGGCUUCUGUCCUCAACCUGUGUGAGGUCCUACUACAUGACUGUGAUGCUUGUGCCACAGACGCCGAGUGCGAUUCCAUCCAGCAGGCUACGCGGAACCUGGACCGGCGAUGGAGAAAUAUCUGUGCUAUGUCUAUGGAACGAAGGCUCAAAAUUGAAGAGACGUGGCGGUUGUGGCAGAAGUUUCUGGAUGACUAUUCUCGUUUUGAAGACUGGCUCAAGGUUUCGGAAAGGACAGCUGCCUUCCCCAGCUCUUCUGGGGUGCUCUAUACAGUUGCCAAGGAAGAACUAAAGAAAUUUGAGGCUUUCCAGAGACAGGUCCACGAGAGCCUGACCCAGCUAGAGCUCAUCAACAAGCAGUACCGCCGCCUGGCGAGAGAGAACCGCACGGAUUCUGCCUGUAGCCUGAAGCAGAUGGUUCACGAAGGCAACCAGAGAUGGGACGACCUGCAGAAGCGCGCCACCUCCAUCCUGCGCAGACUCAAGCAUUUCAUUGGUCAGCGUGAGGAGUUCGAAACUGCCCGGGACAGCAUUCUGGUGUGGCUGACGGAAAUGGACCUACAGCUCACGAAUAUUGAGCAUUUUUCCGAGUGUGAUGUUCAAGCUAAAAUAAAACAACUCAAGGCUUUCCAGCAGGAAAUUUCACUGAACCACGACAAGAUGGAGCAGAUCUUUGCCCAAGGAGAGCAGCUGAUAGAGAAGAGUGAGCCCCUGGAUGCGGCGGUCAUCGAGGAGGAGCUGGACGAGCUCCGGCGGUACCGCCAGGAGGUGUUCGGGCGCGUGGACAGAUACCAUGAGAAACUGACCCGCCUGCCUCUCCCAGAGGAUGAGCCCGACCUCUCCGACCGAGAGCCGGAGCUGGACGACUCCGCGGCGCUCUCGGACCUCCGCUGGCGCGACACCUCUGCGGACAGCGUGCUUUCCCCCCAGCCUUCCUCCAACCCCUCCCUCUCCCUCGCCCAGCCCCUGCGGAGUGAGCGGUCGGGACGAGACACCCCUGCCAGCGUGGACUCCAUCCCCCUGGAGUGGGACCAUGACUAUGACCUCAGUCGUGACCUGGAGUCAGCUGCGUCCAGGACUCUGCCCUCCGAGGAUGAAGAGGGGCAGGAAGAUAAAGAUUUCUACCUCCAGGGAGCUGUUGGCUUAUCAGAUAUACUGAUCCCUGAAAGUCCCGAGGCUUAUCUAAAACUCACAGAAAGUGCGAUCAGAAAUACCGCUGGGCACCCCAGCGUCUUAGAGUCACAGAUCCGACAACUAGACAAAGCCCUGGAUGACAGCCGCUUUCAGAUGCAGCAAACUGAAAAUAUCGUCCACAGCAAAAUUCCCACAGGACCAGAGCUAGACUCCAACUACAGAGGCUACAUGAAACUGCUGGGUGAAUGCAGCGGCAGUAUAGACUCAGUGAAGAGACUGGAGCACAAACUCCAGGAGGAAGAAGAGCAUUUUCCUGGCUUUGUGAACCUGAACAGUACUGAACCCCAAACAGCUGGUGUGAUUGACCGAUGGGAGCUCCUCCAGGCACAGGCCCUGAGCAAGGAGCUGAGAACGAAACAGAACCUCCAGAAGUGGCAGCAGUUCAUGUCUGACCUGAACAACAUCUGGACCUGGCUGGGGGAGACAGAGGAGGAGCUGGAGCAGCUACAGCGCCUGGAGCUCAGCACGGACAUCCAGUCCAUCGAGCUCCAGAUAAAAAAGCUCAAGGAGCUCCAGAGAGCUGUGGACCACCGCAAAGCCAUCAUCCUCUCCAUCAACCUGUGCAGCCCUGAGUUCACGCAGACGGGCAGCCAGCAGAGCAGGGACUUGCAGGACCGCUUGUCUCAGAUGAACAGCCGCUGGGACCGUGUGUGCUCCUUGCUGGAGGAGUGGCGGGGCCUGCUCCAGGAUGCGCUGAUGCAAUGCCAGGAUUUCCAUGAAAUGAGUCAUGGUUUGCUGCUUAUGCUGGAGAACAUUGACAGAAGGAAAAAUGAAAUUGUCCCUAUUGAUUCUAAUCUUGACUCAGAGAUACUUCAGGACCAUCACAAACAGCUGAUGCAAAUAAGGCAUGAGUUACUGGAAUCCCAGCUCAAAGUGGCCUCCCUGCAAGACAUGUCUUGCCAGCUGUUGGUGAAUGCUGAAGGCACAGACUGUUUGGAAGCCAAAGAAAAAGUCCAUGUGAUUGGAAAUCGGCGCAAACUUCUCUUGAAGGAGGUCAGUCGUCAUAUCAAGGAGCUGGAGAAAUUAUUAGACAUGUCAAGCAGCCAGCAGGAUUUGUCUUCCUGGUCUUCGGCCGAUGAACUGGACACCUCAGGGUCUGUGAGUCCUGCAUCGGGAAGAAGCACUCCGAACAGACAGAGAACGCCACGAGGCAAAUGUAGUCUCUCACAGCCUGGACCCUCUGUCAACAGUCCACAUAGCAGGUCCAGAAAAGGUGGCUCCGAUUCCUCCCUUUCUGAGCCGCGGCCGGUGCAGUCUGGCCGAGCCUUCCUGGUCAGAGUCCUCCGGGCGGCUCUUCCACUCCAGCUUCUCCUGCUGCUUCUCAUCGGGCUCGCCUGCCUUGUCCCAAUGUCAGAGGAAGACUACAGCUGUGCCCUUUCCAACAAUUUUGCCCGAUCAUUCCACCCCAUGCUCAGAUACACAAAUGGCCCGCCUCCACUCUGAACCAAGAAGGUGCCAUUUGUAGCAAAGCAGGAAGCCUAAGGAGGGCUGGGCCAGAUCAAUCCCAAACUAGCAAAACAAGGUCCUGAAUCUUGGCAGAUGCCCUCGGCAUGGCCGUCUCAGCUCUCCUCCGUAACCCGUGUGUGCCUGUCAAGGCUUCAGAGGCGACGGUAAACAGGAGAAGAGCAAACAGCCAACAGGAGGUUGGGAAGAAAUUUUAUUGGAAGCCCUGAGCCUCAGCACUAAAGAGACUAAGCACCUCCAACAUUCUCUGGACGUGUGAAUUCUGGGCCUUUGGCCCAUCCUACACAUACCCAAGGACUCCAGUAGGCCGUCUGGGCACCUUGCCCACAGAGCUGCCCCAUCCACUCAGUAAAGGACUCUCCCCUUGUGCCACGGUGGCAUCGGACAGUCUACCAAUCAGCCAACCAGUGCUGAAGUGGUUUUAGUACCUUGUAACAUACAAUUUUUAAGAGCUUCCAUGGCAGCUUCCUUUCUACCUUGUUUUUUUGGGGGGGUUGGGGGAAGGCAUGAUGUUCUAACCUUUGCUUUAGAAGCACAAGCUGUAAAUGUAAAAGGCACUUUUUUUAAAGGUGUAAAAAAACUGGAUGUAAUAAAUAAGAUAAUGAAAGGCUUUAUGUGGAAAAAAAGUUAUAGUUAAAAAUGAUAUUUAUGUAUGUACAGUUUGCUAAAGCCAAGUUUUGUUUGUAUUGAUUUCUUUGCAUUUAUUAUAGAUACUAUAAACUA